AAGGUUUUGUGAAGACUUUUUACAUCACUACAAAAUCCAAACCGUGCUGCGAAAAAGAAAACCUAGCUUUCGUCUCGGCAGGAAUCCUACCUGCCACCCUAAUUUUUCCCCGAUUCACUUCUCUAAAUCCAUAUAUACAGUUAUGGCAUCUUCAGACGACGAAGGAGAGACGUUUCCAGACGCUGUGUCGGAAUAUGAUUUCCGUAACAAAGAUGACGAACCCCUUUCAUUUUCAAAGCUACCCGUUCAAUGGAACGACAACGAAAGUUCGAGUGUUAAUGUCAUGCCCAUUUUUUUAAAAGGCAAAGUCGAUAACGGUCUUGGACCGUUUUACCGGCAGGUGAAAGCAUGGAAGUAUGAUAUCACGGCAACGAAACCUCAAAUUUCAGUGCUUACCAAAGAUAAUCACUGGAUCAAGCUGAAAAAACCGAGAAAGAGUUACGAAGAGUUGAUUCGGUCGAUAUUGAUCUCCGUGCAUUGCCUCUGGUUUUGUAAAAGCAAACCAGAAGCUUCAGGGAAAUCUUUACGCGACUACCUAUCGAAAGUUUUCAGCUUGUAUGAUCCCAGGCCUUCAAAGAAUGAUUUGUUAGAUCAUAUUAACUUCAUUAGAGAAUCUAUUAAGAGGGAUGAAACAUUGACAAAAUCCAAGUUUUUGGAUGCAUUUAUAGAGAAUCCCGGAAAAACGAACGCUUUUGAUGAGGAUGUUACAAAACCGAGCUUUAUAGUUGAUGAUAUAAACGGUGAAACGCAAGAUGAUGACAUCACCAACGACGAUAGCGAGUCAGAUGAUGAUGAUGAUCAUUUCGAUUCCGUUUGUGCGAUAUGCGAUAAUGGCGGCGAGCUUACAUGUUGUGAAGGGAGAUGUUUUAGGUCGUUUCACGCAACCUCAGAUUCCGAAGAGGCACAAGACUCUAAUUGUGAAUCUCUUUGUUUAUCUCUUAAAGUACUGGAGAGCCAAAACGAAUUUAAGUGUGAAAAUUGCCAGUAUAGUCUGCACCAGUGCUUUGUCUGUGGUGAACUAGGGUCUUCUGAUAAAUCUUCAAAUACAGAGGUUUUUCGUUGUAGUUCCGCAAUGUGUGGCCACUUUUAUCACCCGAAAUGUGUAGCUAAGCUGCUCCAGAAAAACGAUAAGACCGAGCGACAGACGCUUCAAGAAAAGAUUGCUGCAGGGGAACCGUUUAUAUGUCCAGCUCACAAGUGUGCCGUCUGUAAGCAAACCGAAAACGAAAAAGUCGAAGAUUUGCAGUUUGCUACUUGCAGGCGAUGUCCAAAUUCAUACCACAGGAAAUGUUUACCUAGGGAUAUUAAGUUUGAGCAUCAAGUCGGUGAUGACGAUGAUGAUGAAAUCAGGGCUUGGGAUGGACUUUUGUCUAAAUCCCGCGCAUUGAUAUAUUGCAUGGAGCACGAGAUCGACCCUGAACUACAAACACCUGCAAGAACCAUAAUAUUCAGGAAUAUUCUCACUGGAAGUACAGAGCAACCAAACAAGAAGAAACCUGCUGUCAAGGUGACAGCUGGUGGUUCAGGUUCUGGUUCAGUAGACCCAUCGAAAAAGAAGUCUGUUUUAUACUCACAAAAGGGCGAUGAACGAUCCUCUGCCGUUAAACCCGAAGGCUCUUCCAAAAAGCGAGCUGCAGUUUCAUCCGUGCCAGAAUCUUCGAAGAAAAAGAAAGUAGUAGAUGGUUCUGAGAAACCGUUAAGGAGGAGCUCGUCAACAAAGGUCAAGAAGCCCAGACCGAAACUGAAUGAUGGUCAACCAACCCUCGGGAGUAGAUUGUUUGACUUGUAUACAGGGACCGAAUCAAACAACGUGGAGAACGAUGAGACGUCUGUUGACGACACCAACCAAACCGUUGCAGCCAAAUCGCAACAGACGGAAAUUUUACCUUCUUUAGAUGAGGAUUCAAAACAGAGAAUAAUGGCAUUAAUGAAAGAAGCUGCGUCCUCCGUUACGCUGGAUGAGGUAAAGAAGUACCAUCAAGGAAAAGUUCCAUCGACACACGCACAUUCGUCACGGGUCGACAAAUCCAUCAUCUUAGCCAGGGUUGAAGGUUCUGUGGAGGCUCUUAAUUUAGCUUUAAAGAAGCUUGAUGAAGGAUGCAGUGUUGAGGACGCGAUGGCUGUUUGUGAGCGCGGUGUCAUCGAACAGUUGCUGAAGUGGAAGGAGAAACUUAAAGUGUAUCUUGCACCGUUUCUGCACGGAAUGCGGUAUACGUCCUAUGGUCGCCAUUUUACAAAAGUGGAAAAGCUGGAAAAGAUAGUUGAUAAACUUCACUGGUAUGUUGAAGAUGGUGACACGAUAGUCGAUUUUUGUUGUGGGGCAAAUGAUUUCAGUUGCCUGAUGAAGAAACGGCUUGAUGAGACCGGAAAAAAGAAGUGCUCCUACAAAAAUUUUGACUUUCAUCGACCAAAGAACGAUUUCAACUUUGAGAAGAGGGAUUGGAUGACGGUUUCACCAAAGGAAUUGCCUUCUGGGUCUCGAUUGGUUAUGGGACUAAACCCUCCGUUUGGAAAAAAUGCCGCGCUUGCUAAUAAGUUCAUCGACAGUGCUCUUAAAUUUAAGCCUAAGCUUAUCAUUCUUAUCGUUCCUCCAGAAACUGAAAGAUUAGACAGUUCUAAGAAGUCAUCUACAUACGAUCUGAUUUGGGAGGAUGUUGAAUUGUUAGCUGGCAUGUCGUUUUAUCUUCCUGGAUCGGUUGAUGUCAACGACAAAAUAAUGGAUCAAUGGAACAAUAUAGUACCACCGCUAUACCUUUGGAGUCGGCCCGAUUGGACCAAUAAAUACAAGUCUAUAGCCCAGAAGCAUGGUCAUAUACCCCAAGUACAACGACUGCAAUCUGAAGAAAACGAGACCAAAUCUGAUGAAAAUGAAACCAAACGAGACCGCAUUCCUGUUGUAAACAAAGAUUUAAAAACCUCAAAUGAAGCAAAUAAACCCAAAAAUAAGAAAAGGAAGAAAGAAAGCUCGGUUGGAUCCAAAGCUAAAAGCGAAAAGAUUAUCGAGGAAAAAGGUAAUCAGGGUUCGAGUAAGAAAACCCGUAUUAAUCAAGAUUUAAAAAUCGAGCAACGUGAAGAUCAAGCUCAGAAGUUGGAGGAAGCUCGGGCACCCGUUGAAGCUCAGAAACGUGAAAAUAUACGGGCUCCUGUUGAAGAUCAGAAAUCUGAAGUAACACACGUUCCCGUUAAGGUUAAAAAAAGUGAAGUAACGCGGGUUCCUGUUGAAGUCCAGAAGCAUGAAACGCGGGCUCCCGUUGAAGCUCAGAAACAUGAACCAACUCGGGUUCCAUCUCGUGAGAUUGAUGUGCAGAAACAUGAAGAAACUCUGGUUCCUGUUCGUGAACUUGAAUCCUGCAAGCAUGAAAAGUCUCGGGCUCCGUCUCGUGAAAUUGAAGAACAGAAACCAAGGGCUGCAUCUCGUGAAGUUGAAGCUCCGAAACAUGAAAAGGCUCGAGCUCCGUCUCGUGAAAUUGAAGACCAGAAACCAAGAGCCACGUCUCAUGAAAUCGAAUCUCCGAAACAUGAGAAAGCUCGAGCUCCAUCUCGUGAAAUAGAAGACCAGAAACCAAGGGCCACUUUUCGUGAAGUCGAAGCUCAGAAAAGUGAAAAAGUUCGAGCUCCGAAUCUUGAAAUUGAAGACCCGAAAGCAAAAGCCACAUCUCGUGAAAUCGAAGCUCAGAAACAUGAAAAAGCUGGAGCCCCGCCUCGUGAAAUCGAAGCUCAGAAACAUGAAAAAGCUCGAGCUUCGUAUCGUGAAAUUGAAGACCCGAAACCAAAAGCCAUAUACCGUGAAAUCGAAGCUCAGAAAAAUGAAAAAGCUCGAGUUCCGUAUCGUGAAUUCGAAGACCCGAAACCAAAACCCACAUAUCGUGAAAUUGAAGCUCUGAAACACGACAAAGCUCGAGCUCCGUCUCGCGAAAUGGAAACACCGAAACAGGAAAAAACAUGGGGCCCAUCUCGUGAAUUCGAAGCUCAGAAAUUUGAAAAUAAGCGCCCUUCUCCUCGCACUCGGGAAGAAAAGAUUCACGAAACCCUAAAUGCGGAUUUUAGUUUUGUUGAUGCCGAUCAACGUUCGGAGGAAAGGUACGACUCGGUCAUUGAUGAAUCGACGUUUAGCCUGGAGAACGAUAUCGCUCAAUCAUACGACGAUUAUCUAAUGAGGAAGUAUGCUCCAGCGAAUGACGAACCUUACAUGGGUGGUACAAGUCAUAGGCGGCUAGACAGUGCUAACCAUGCGCCACCUGGCUAUCCAGUGAGAGCCGACCACCUUCAAUAUCCUCCUGGCUAUGAAAGGGUUGUUAAUAGGGGCCCGCAUUUUGAUGAAACGAGUGCACGAGGUGGUGGUGGUGGUAGCUAUUCAAUGGGCCGUCAAGAACCGGGGUUAACCAGGUACGGUUCUUCAGAUGCAACACCAUAUAACAGGACGGGCACGUCUGCAACACAACGGUAUGCGCCCAGGCUUGAUGAGCUGAACCAUGUCAGGAUGGGCGGGUUGGGACAACCUGAACCGCCUAUGGCGAGUCGGGGUGUUGGGGGUUAUUAUCCACCUGUAAAUGGAACAGGGGCUCGUAUGGACUCGAUGGGGUUUGUACCCGGUCCGUACCACCCCAAUCAACAUAACUCAUCUGGUGGUUGGGUGUACGAGUGAUCCGGUUUGGUGUGGUCUAGACUUAUGUAGUGAAUUGACUGUUUAGCAACUAGUGUUCUUUUAUGGUUAACUAAUGUGGAACGGCUAAAUAAGUUUUUUUAUGACUGUUAGAAAAUCAGAAGUGUUUGAAUGCGAGUACGAAA
Molecule: messenger RNA, 4788 nt
Organism: Helianthus annuus (common sunflower)
Lineage: Eukaryota; Viridiplantae; Streptophyta; Magnoliopsida; Asterales; Asteraceae
Product: protein ENHANCED DOWNY MILDEW 2
Exons: 18
Coding region: 143-4645 (1500 amino acids)
Source: RefSeq, a predicted model, not a curated record